CUGCGUCCGUCCAGCCCUCAGACCGUGUGCCAUUGGGCUGCUUUAUAUUCUCAUCCUAGGGCCGCUCAUCAUCCGGUUCGCUUUGCCCUAGAAUCAAAUGCAGCUCUGGACCGACAACUUCGUUUGGUUUGACGUUACGCCGAACCAACGUAGGAAGGAAUAUUAAGGGAUGAUCGUUUAUAUUCACAGGAGUGUAUAUGGUCUAUCGUGUUCAUGGCGUGUCAGCAAACUGUCAUCUUCCGUCCUAUCCGUGAUGUUUUGACAUAUCGAUGUGUCGUUUGAAUGUGCAACAGGCUCCCGCCAUAUAUGCAUGCGGUUUAUGGAGACGAUGGGUCAUCAAAGGGAGGAUGUGUCCUAGGGCUCUACAUUUUUUUGCUUGUGGUCACAAUAUAACCAUUUAUUAAUGCUGGUCACUCACGACCAUGACUCUUUGAAUAGUGAUCUUUGAUCUGUACACAACUGAACAGCACUUCAGUUUGGCGAGGUCAUUUCUGUGCCAGAGUAUAAGGGAAUUUAAAAUGGCAACUCAAGUUACGGGGAGGAAAAGAAUUCCCAACCGGGAGAAACUAUCGGCGGAGGAUGAUGCGCUCAGUCAAAUAGCUCGAGAGGCGGAGGCAAGACUGGCAGCUAAACGGGCAGCCCGGGCAGAAGCUCGAGAAAUCCGUAUGAAGGAAUUGGAGAGGCAACAGAAAGAGAUAUAUCAAGCGCAAAAGAAAUACUAUGGGCUGGACAGCAAAUGGGGCCAUAUUGAACAGUGGAUGGAGGACAGUGAGCGGUAUUCCCACCGCUCUCGGAAACAUACCUCGAUAUCAGAUGAUGAGGAGCGGAUGUCUGUUGGCAGUCGGGGCAGUUUGAGGGGUAACCACACAGAUCUCUGCAGCAGCACCAGCAGUCUGCCUUCAGCCAGACUACAAAAUGGACGGCCCUCUGCGCUUUUUAGUGAAACCCCCCGUUCAAGAAGUCACAGGGGGUCACUGCAUGAAGAGAGUUCAUUCUCUGGCACUAGGCGUUUCAGUGGCUCCAGCGCUAGAGGCCCUUCAGACUACAAUGGCUUUCUGGGCUCCAGUUCCAGAGCUUCAUCUAGGGCGAGUUCAGCCCGUGCCAGUCCAGUGGUGGAGGAAAGGUCAGACUUCCUGGAAAAGGGGUCCAGGACAGCCUCCACCCUCUCUGCUGCUACUCUAGCAUCUCUGGGUGGAGUGUUAUCACGGAGAGGAAGCUGUGAUACCUCGAUUUCAGCUGACACUGAGGCCUCCAUACGGGAAAUGAAGGACUCCCUAGUAGAGGUGGAGGAGAAGUACCGUAAGGCCAUGGUGUCCAAUGCUCAGCUGGACAAUGAGAAGACAAACCUGAUGUAUCAGGUGGACACACUGAGAGACACUCUGAUGGAGCUGGAGGAAAUUCUGUGUGAGACACGCAGAGAGUGUGAGGAGAAAAACAGGGAGUGUGAGCGAGAACGUCAUGCCCACAAUAUCCUGAAGAUCCAGUUUGAGGAGAUGAAGGAAACACUGAAGCAGAGUGAAGAGUUGUUGACGGAUGCCCAACAGUCUCGCGGGAAGCAGGCGGACUAUAUUAGGGAGAUUUCUGACCUCCAAGAAACAUUGGAAUGGAAAGAUAAAAAGAUCCGGGCCUUAGAGAGGCAGAAGGAAUAUUCAGACAUUAUCCAUGAUGAACGGGAGGCACUCAGGGAUGAGGUUUGCCGGCUUAAGGAUGCUCUAAAGAAACAUGGCAUUGUGCUGGGAUCUGAGGUGACGGCCAAUGGGGAGUUAGCAGACAGGGCGAUUGAUGGGGAAACAGCUUCCCGAUUGAAUCAAGACUCUCACAUGCCCACCAUGACUGGAGACGGCAUGUUAGAGAUCAGAUUAAGGAAGCUGGUGGAAGAGAGAGAGAGUUUGCUCGACCAGGUGCGGAAGCUUAAAGCUACUGCAGAGCAGAAACAGAAGAAUGGGACAGAAGAAACGGGAAGCACGGAUGAGGAUGACCUACAGAACGGUCUGGAUCCUCAUAUCCUAGAUCUGCAGAGGGAUGCUAACAGGCAGAUCAGUGACCUGAAAUUCAAGCUUGUCAAGUCUGAGCAAGAAGUUACUGCACUUGAACAAAACAUAAUUCGGCUGGAGGGUCAGGUGGGCCGCUAUAAGACGUCUGCUGAGGCUGCAGAGAAAGUGGAAGAUGAACUGAAAGUGGAGAAACGCAAGUUACAGAGAGAGCUGAGGUCUGCUCUUGACCGUAUCGAUGAGCUGGAAGCAAGCAACAGCCACCUGACGAAGAGACUAGAGAAGAUGAAGGCCAAUCGGAGUGCCCUACUGGCACAGCAGUGACGCCCGCCUGUGGCCACUCUGCAGUCAGGGCAUGAUUCCUCCAGCCAACUGGCAGCAAUGAUCUGCCACCCAUAUAAAACUAAAACCUUUAUCAAAAUCAAAUCAAAUUAGCUCAAUCAUAAUCAUGCUAGUUCAGACUUUGACAAAGUAAAUAAGGCUAACGGGCAUGAACAUCAACCUUCAUUUGCUUUCUAGUAGGAUUCCAAGCGGAGGACACAUCAAAAACUAAUUCUUACCGAGGCUCGUUAAAGUGACCUUUGGUUUGGAUUAGCAGAAUUCAGGCCCUCAAUGAGCUCUCGAUACUUUUUGACUGGGUUAGGGAUCUCUGUGUCUACAGACCGGCGCAGCACAGGUGGAGAUCAGAGUGUUGGUUCAGAGGGACUUAUCUUGCACUUUAUCUCUGCAUCAGUAUUCAAAUUUAUUCAAAUGUGUUACUCAGAAACUUUAACAUAUCUGUACGUGGAACCGUUUUGUGUAAUGAGAUAAUGGGAAUUGUUUAGUCCAGAGGUUAAAUGAAUGAAUGUAUGCUCUCAUACAGAGACGGUUGUGCAUUUUCUUGCAAUGUUUUGUGCAGACAGUUUAUACAACUUAUGCAGGAUAUGUGCAAUAUCACUUUGAAGUUUGGAAUUGUUAUAACGUCCAUUUUGUUUUACGCCAAAUCUGUACGUGUGCAAGUGUCGGUUCGUACUUAAAUAAGGUGGACUAGCACUUUAUGAUGUUAGUAAUUUUUGUUUACAUGCUAAUGUUGCGUAAACAUCCUGAGGAACUUAUAUUACGACAUGGUUACAAAAACUAUGAUCCAAUAACAAUUUUAAUAUAACUUCAUGGAGUGUGUUUGGGUCAAAGUAUUGAAUCAUUGUCCUUUUAUAAAUGUUCUCAGUGGCAGCAAUUCUUUGUUGCUUUAUCGAAGCACUCUUUUUUCUCUCACACAUAUCUAUUCAACUAAAGUGGGCCAAAUGAUGAAGAUACUUUUUUGUUUAAUAUGCAGGUUUUAGAUCACCUACUUGCUUUCCGUGUAUAAAAACAAAGGUUUUGGUCAUUGUAACAUUGUAAGUAGAAGUAGACGGACAGUAUAAGCGCAGCUGAUGAUCAGAAUACUGUUUUAUGUUCAAUUUAAACUAGAUACAAUCUGUAAUCUGAGUCUUACUUUCGAAAACAUGCUGAGUCAACACAAUAAAUGGGAGUGCAGCUGUUUUUUUGAAGCUGGUCAUUGUAGCACUUUCACUAAUGGUCUGCCAUUUCAAGAGUGUAUCAUUUAUCUCAAUGCAUUUGGGGUUUAUAGAAAUGAACAUGGCUUUUUUAAGAAAAAGAAAAAGGAAUUGUAUUGCAAUAACGCUUUUCAGUGUAAUUGACCAUUACAUUUACACAAAAAGUUAUGAAAACAGCUGUAAUAAUGAAUGUCAUGAUGCUGUAUCUGCUGGAUAAUUGGUUGUGGCAAGAAGAUGAUUCUUUUUGCUGAUUGCGAGCUUCACUUGUAUCCCUCCCCAGGGCUCUGCAACCAUUGGAGACAAUGUGCCACCUUGUUUACACACUCAGUGAACAUGGACAUACUGUCUCUUAAGGACUGAUAUGCUGAACUUUUGAAAUAACAGACAGCGACACACAAAUUACAUUGUUUACCUGUAUUACAGCUCUUCUGUAUGACAUGGCAUAGCAAGAAAUAAACUCAUGCAAUAACA
Messenger RNA from Ctenopharyngodon idella (grass carp), 3994 nucleotides. RefSeq names its product leucine rich repeat (in FLII) interacting protein 1b (gene lrrfip1b). The transcript has 22 exons. Lineage: Eukaryota; Metazoa; Chordata; Actinopteri; Cypriniformes; Xenocyprididae. Gene Ontology annotation, biological process: regulation of transcription by RNA polymerase II. Bases 519 to 2315 code for a protein of 598 amino acids. The record is from RefSeq and is a predicted model, not a curated record. Gene Ontology annotation, molecular function: DNA-binding transcription factor activity, RNA polymerase II-specific; RNA polymerase II cis-regulatory region sequence-specific DNA binding.